Messenger RNA from Macrosteles quadrilineatus (aster leafhopper), 2237 nucleotides. RefSeq names its product TPR-containing protein DDB_G0280363-like. Lineage: Eukaryota; Metazoa; Arthropoda; Insecta; Hemiptera; Cicadellidae. The record is from RefSeq and is a predicted model, not a curated record. Bases 1 to 1917 code for a protein of 638 amino acids. The transcript has 5 exons.
AUGGUGGAAGCCUAUCUUUGCAUUGUCGUGUUUGGAACAGUCCUUUUGGCCUCAACAGACGCUGGGUACUACAAGCGCCCUCCUCCUCCCAGCAAGUUGCACUACCUUCCCAAACCACCUCACCAUCUUUACAACAAACCAAACUUUCACUCCUAUCGUCCCGCACCCAUCCACGCCCCUCGCAACCCCAUCAGACCUCCUCCUCGUCCUUACAUACACAAGCCGAAUCCACCUUCACCUCCACCCUUUCCGCCAGCCUCUUGGAAGUCUCACAACAACUUCCGCGCCCCAGUGGUAAAGGAGCAGUUCCUUUCUUCUCCGCUAUCUUUCACGCCUGAGGUCACUCAGCAUUUCCUUCAGGAUGAUGAUAAAGGACCCAUCCACACCAUCCCGGCACCCAACCUGAGCCCGGCAGACAAGCCACCUAACUUUGACCAAGAGCAGCACAACCCAGCACUGAAUGCUGUGCUCAAGCAUGCGGCUGAAGCAGUCAGAGCCAAACCUACCACAUACCAGGUCACUGAGGAUCCAAGCGUCUACAAGCCGUUCUCUGGAACUUCAAGCUACUUCGCCCCCGACCCUGACCCUAGUCUUCCUACCAUCGAGGUGCCUCAGACCAAGGACCCUUACUCUGUACCCAGCAAUGGAGUCACACCCUUGGACCUGUACCAACAACAGGUAGCAGAUCAGCAGGGGCAACAAUAUACUGAUGGAUCUGUAAGUGGGAGCACGCUGAGUCCUCACGACCUGUAUCAGCUGCUACAUAAUGCUCAACAACACCAACAACAACAACAACAACAACAGAUGACACCUCAGUUGUACCAGCAGUAUCUACAAGCUGCCUCAGCACACCAGCCAGCAACCAGUGAAGUCUUUCAGCAGGUGUUUCAAACUGGACUACUUUACCCACAUUAUCAACAACAGGUGACUCACUUCACUCCACAAAACUUCCAUCCACAGUUUGAGAACUUCAACUACAACGAGCAAACGCAAGAGAGCGCCCACGGCUCCGACAGUUUUCCAUCCGCCUCCUCAAUCAAUGUUGGUGUAAAGCGAGCAGUCAACAAGGACACUGGUUCGGGAAACAGCGCCAACAGCAUCAAAGACUAUCUGGACAAGACGCAAGCAGAGUCUAAUGAAGUGGGAGUCAUCAGUAACCAGGUGGACUAUGAAGACGAAGACAGUACAGAGACCAUUGAGAAGGAAACUUUCCCGAACUUGAGAAAUGUUUAUUACACGUCUCUGCCAAACAAACAAACAGCAGACGCUCUAGCAACUCUAGCAGCUGCCGGUAGCAUCAACCAUCAGAUGUCAAUAGGUCCAGGCAACAUCCAAGCGAGAGAAGAAGAAAUGAGGAAACAGAAGAUGAGGGAAGAAGAGUUGAGAGCUGAAGAAGAAAGGAAACGGCAGAUAAUCAGACAUGAAGAAAAAGAGAGAGCGAAUGAAAUCAGGUAUUACGAGGAGCAGAGAGAACAAAGCAGAAAUCAAGAAAUGCAAGAGCAACAAAAUAGACAGGUUUUCAAAGAUACAAGCGACAAGCAAAAUUUUAGAAAUCAAGAUGAAAGGGAAUCACAAAAGAGCGGUAAAGAAAACCAACAAGUCUUCACAGGUUCUGAUUACAGUGAGGAGGAAAUAAUGGAAACUUCAGAUAAAGACCAAAGAAAUACCAACAGUCACAUGCCAAUAAUUUCUAUGAGACCGUUUGAUGGAUCCUAUAGAGAGGGAGCUGAAAAAGAAUCCCAAACGGAAGAGCAAAGUUACGAGGAUUCUGAUGCUGACUAUUCACAAGAAGAGGUUAAAGAGAUUAACAACGCAAACAAAAUGACUCAACCUCCACCAACUGAAAAAACUGUCAACUACAACUCUCAUCAAAACCAACUUCCGUUCGGUGCCAAAUUAAGACCAAAACGAGUUUAGAAAUAUUUUUUAUGAGUUUUGUACAGUACCUAGCAUUUUAUUUAUUUAUUUUUUAGCUACGUGUGUGUGAUGAAUCGAAAAGUGUUAUAUAUUUCUACUGUACAUAUUGUAAUUAAAGUUAUCAUGAAUAAGAUUGGAGUUCCACAGAUAUUUUAUGUAGGCCUACAUUAAGUAAUAAUAUAAAUUUUUACAAUGCUAUUUAUUACACUCCACAGCACACAAAACAUAAAAUAAAACUUCCACAUUGUAUGCAGAUUGUGUGUUGUGGAUAUAAUAUUUUUGUAUACUGUAGUGAUAAAAUAAAUUAUUUUUUAUAACUA